Rotaria sordida is the source of this 1452-nucleotide messenger RNA. NCBI's taxonomy places the organism in Eukaryota, Metazoa, Rotifera, Eurotatoria, Philodinida, Philodinidae. The record is from the annotation of a GenBank genome assembly.
AUGUGGGGUACUAUUAAUGAGAAAACUCGAAUUGAUUUAAAGAAAGCUAGUCAGAUUGGUGCAUCGGAUGAAGCAUGCAAACGACAGAUUCGGGACGAUGUACAAGAAGACAAAGAAACACUCGAUCCACAUCAUACUCAUUCCAUUCUAUUUGAUAGUGGAAAUCUCAAUGAAUAUCUAAGUGAUUCUCAACGAAGUAGCUUUGUCCAGUACGUCUGUGACGAUAAAAAUAGUCAUGCAUGUUAUGCUGUGACGAUCGUUGUUGAGGGUGGACUUAAAACACCCCAAGUAGUGCAAUUCGAUAUUGAUAACGGUCGGCCAGUUGUUAUUAUUCAUGGUAGUGGACUAGGUUUGCCCGCUCCAUUUUGCAUUGAAUAUCAGCAAAAACAAGAUCGAAUUAUGCCGGAAGCGAAUAUUGAAUUCAAAUUAUCGAAAAAAGGCAUCAAUUACUAUAUAGAGAAAGAGCUACCAAAGAAACGUUUCACGAGUGUAGGCUUGAUUGAUCGAUGGAUCUAUUUUCAUACGAGUCCAAUGGUUAAAAUGGGCUAUCAUUUUUUUUUCUACAUUUGGAUCAUUUUAGCUCUUGAUCUUGAGAUUUGGUAUUUACAAUCGUUGAAAUUCAUCAUCGCAAUAAAAUCUCUCGGUCCUAAGAUUUUCAUGCUAAAAAAUAUGUUGCAAGAUCUCUUCGCCUUUUUAUACAUUAUAUUCGUGGCAAUUGCUGCCUACGGAGUAGUAUCGCGAUCGCUCUUCAUGUAUAAUGAAGUUUCUUUCGAUGGAAAAGGCAUUUUUGGAGAUAUUUUCUAUCCAACCUAUUGGUUCAUGUAUGAUUUAAUCACCAGUGGUAGCAGUACAGUUGUUGCUGGGGCUACAGCUACUCAUGUUCUUCUUGCUUUUCAUAUGUUAUUUAUCAAUAUUCUUCUCCUGAAUUUGCUGAUUGCCGUUUUUAGCGAUACAAUUGGAAUUGAAAAUGAUCAUCGAAAAAAGGAUGACGCUCGAAACGCUUCGUCUGUUUUCAAAAUGAUUGCCGAAAAUGGCAGCAUGCUCGAUGAACACUGGGACAUGUUUGAAAAUGCAGCUACAUACAGUUAUGCAAGAUCUAGUAUUGAAGAAAAGAAUAAAUCUAAUGGUGAGAUCGAUUCUUUUGGCAAAAAAACUAGUCUAAGUAAAGAAUCUGCAAAGAUAAUGAAGGAAAAUAUGGAAUCGAUUGGAACUGAAAGACAGCCAGAAACAAAUACCGAUUUAAAGGAAGAGAUCAAGUUCAUGCGAUCGACAAUGAUCGAAAUGCAAAUUCAGCUAAACCAGAAAAAUGUCUUCGUCGAAAAUCUUCGUACCAAUAUGGAUCUUCAAUCGAAACAAGUUAAUGCAUCUCUCAGUUGGAUCAUGGAUGCUAUAGAAAGAGUCAAGAUGCAUGGUGACAGAAAUCCACGGCCAGAUAAGAAUGCUACAAAUUAA